Glycine soja is the source of this 778-nucleotide messenger RNA. RefSeq lists its product as uncharacterized. The coding region runs from base 200 to 601 and encodes 133 amino acids. The record is from RefSeq and is a predicted model, not a curated record. The transcript is spliced from 2 exons. NCBI's taxonomy places the organism in Eukaryota, Viridiplantae, Streptophyta, Magnoliopsida, Fabales, Fabaceae.
AUGAUGGGAUGCAGCGGAUGUGGAACGUCGAAUGGGGUAUGAGAGUGGAUUGGUUGGUUGGUUGAUUAAUGAUUAUAGUGUUAUAUAUACCGUCCCUUGUUUUCUGAGUUUCCGUGCAGCAAAAAAAAGUGUGAAGUGCAGAGGGAUCAUUGACCUGCUGCGACGAACACGACGUCGUUUUUGUUUCCCUCUGUGAGUGAUGGGAUUCUUCAAAAGGGUAGCUGGAUUUCUUGGGUUUGGAAACCACAAACACGAUUCCAAGGAUGAGACCGACGACGGUCAACCUCGAGUGAGAGAAACCGUCGUCGAUCGCCCCCACCUCGCUCCCGUUCUCACUCCCUCUACUUCCGGCGACGGCGGAAUUCAGGGUCUGGAUUGGUAUGUAAAUCAUCUUAGGAUGGAUGAAGAUGGUGAUUUAGCAGAUCAGUUCCUUGAUGAGGUUUCAUCAGAGAAGCCAGAAGGAGUUGCAGUAGAUCAUCAUAAAACACAAGCAAGGUUUAAACUGAAGAAUGGGACCAAGUCAGUCAGAGUGAAGAAACCGAUCCUAUUAGGUGGGAAAAUUAUUCCACAGAUUGUGGAAUCCCACCAGGGCAGAUUGUAGAAAAAUUUGAUCUGGCUAUUGAUUAUGGUGGUCUCAUGUAAGUAUUGAACUGUUGGGCGUAUGAUUCUGCUAAUUAUUUGUGACAGUUUGUACUUCCUUAUCCUUUCUAACUAGCUAAUGCUUAAACUGUUUGCUAUGCUUAUUAAAUUAAUAAAGUUAAUUUUGGAUUUAAAAAAA